Dentiscutata heterogama is the source of this 1164-nucleotide messenger RNA. Lineage: Eukaryota; Fungi; Glomeromycota; Glomeromycetes; Diversisporales; Gigasporaceae. The record is from the annotation of a GenBank genome assembly.
AUGGCUGAAUCUGAUAUUACAGAUCCAUCACAAGCAACCUCGAACUCAGCCAAUAUACCAACCGGCUCUUCCACUGAAAGUGUUGUCUUUACUAUACUAUGCACUGCAGCCGUAGCUCUUGUAAUUACGGCUGCCGCUUUAUUCUUUGUUACUCGUAAAAAACUGCAACCGGAUGAUUCGCUUGAUACAACUGAGAAUGGUUUAUAUCGAAAGAAUUCGCUGUCAGAUGAAAUAUUGUUCUUGAAAAAUAACAAUUCAAAGGAUUCAAUGCCGAUGCAUUCGCCGAGUAUACCAAGAGAUCAGCAACCAAAAGAAGUUAAACCUUCCACUCCUCCAUCAACAGGAAGCGCUACUCCCGCAGCUAUUUUUCCUCAGUUAAAUACACAGGCUCCAUUUGAUUUGUCACCUGAUUUUUUCAAUACUCCACCAAAGGCUCAUAAAUCUCUAAUUAGUAGGUCAAGAUCAUCUUUAGAUCUCGGUCAUCCUCGUAAAGAGAAAGAAGAAAUAUUCAAUGAAACCACUCCUUUUAAUGAUUCACCUGGACCACCAUUAGGAAAUGUACACGUUCCCAGAGAGCAAUUUGGUGAAAGUCCAUAUAUGACAUCUCAUCAUCAUUCAACUGAUUAUUUACAGGAAAUGCCUUCACCCAUGAGACAUGACUAUUCAACGUCACCUAUUCGUUCUCCAAGAAUUUCUGGAGAUAUUCGUCCACAGUCACGACAAUCAUCAGAAUACAUGACGCAUUCUCCACAAGAAUUUCAAGAUCCUCAAUACCAUUCAACUUUUGAUGAAUCCAAUAUAUACGCGGAAUCACCUAUUAAUCUCGAACCUUCUACUACUAGGUCGGAAAGGUCAGAAAGGUCACGUAGUCGAGGCAGAAGUUUAUCUCCGUAUAUCCAUAGACAUGCAUCUCCAUAUGAACCGACUGAAUUCGAUGAUACAGAUAUUGGCGAUCAACCACAUCCAAGUGUGUCAAGAUCAUCCGAAUCUCCAUCACCGCCACCAACAGAACGACGUCGACCACCAAGAGGAGGAACAUACACACCAGAAGAUAGUGCUGGUGCUCCAUUAACAUCGUCAGCAUCAAUUACUCGUCGUGCUCGUAGUGCUAGGCGUCAAGGACGUGAACGUCGUGGUGGUGGAAGCAACAGCGGAGCCACUUAG